Molecule: messenger RNA, 1086 nt
Organism: Purpureocillium lilacinum
Lineage: Eukaryota; Fungi; Ascomycota; Sordariomycetes; Hypocreales; Ophiocordycipitaceae
Biological process (GO): cytoplasmic translation
Cellular component (GO): cytosol
Molecular function (GO): metal ion binding; mRNA binding
Source: RefSeq, a predicted model, not a curated record
AUGCCUCCCAAGAAGACCGAGAAGGGCGGUGGUGGCGGCAAGAAGCCGUCCGCCACCAAGCUUGCCGAGGAUCGAACCUUUGGCAUGAAGAACAAGAAGGGAGCUGUUGCUCAGAAACAGAUUGCGCAGAUGGCGGCCAAUCUCAAGGCCGGUGGUACCGCCGAGGAGAAGAAGAAGGCCGCCGACAAGGCCGCCCGCGAGCGCGAGAAGAAGGCCGCCGAGGACGCCAGGAGGGAGGCAGCUGCGCUCUUGAACAGGCCGGCUCAGAUCCAAAAAGUCCCCUUCGGCGUCGACCCCAAGACUGUCGUGUGUAUUUUCUACAAAAAGGGCGACUGCGAGAAGGGAAAGAAGUGCAAGUUCUCGCACGACCUGUCCAUCGAGCGCAAGACGGAGAAGAAGAACCUGUACUCGGACACGAGGGAAGAGGGGGAAGAGGACAAGAAGAAGCAGGAGACGUCGGCCGAGUGGGACGAAGAGCAGCUUCGCAAGGUGGUCCUAUCCAAGAAGGGCAACCAGCAGACGACGACGGAGAAGGUGUGCAAGUACUUCAUCUCGGCCAUCGAAGACGGCAAGUAUGGGUGGUUCUGGAUCUGCCCCAACGGCGGAGACAAGUGCAUGUACAAGCACGCCCUGCCGCCCGGGUUUGUUCUCAAGACCAAGGAACAAAGGGCGGCGGAGAAGGCACUCAUGGACAAGUCUCCUCUCAAGACUCUUACCCUGGAAGACUUCUUAGAAUCAGAGCGACACAAGCUGACGGGCACCCUCACCCCCGUUACGCCUGAAUCGUUCGCCAAGUGGAAGAAGGACCGUCUAGACAAGAAGGCCGCCGAGGACCAGGCUCGCGCCGCCAAGGAGAACACAGGUCGCGCGCUGUUCGAGAGCGGCAAGUGGCGCGAUGAGGAUGAGUCUGACUCCGACGACGAUGACGCCUGGAAUCUCGAGAAGUUGCGACAAGAGACGGAGGCUAUUCGUGUAAAGAAGGAGGAGGAUCGUCUGCUAUCUUCAUACCAGGGCGAGGCAUCGGGCUCGGCAACACCUGCUGAAGCAACGGCGCCGACACCCGAGGCUGGGCCUGCGGGGGCGUGA